GGCAUUAUCUCACACUUCACUACAUAUAACAAAUCUUUCAAGAUUGAAUUUUUAGAUUGAAGAACAUACAGAGAAAGGCUGGACAAAAAUGGCCAACUUUGUUCUGCAACUGCCAACCAGCAACUUGAGAAACUUCUCUGUUUAUGCUUCAUCUAAUGGGGCUCCUCCGGGUACUGGUUCACAAAGUGGGGGCCCUGUGAUUUUGGAGCUUCCGCUUGAUAAGGUCAGGAGACCCCUCAUGCGCACCAGAGCAAAUGAUCCAAACAAAGUCCAGGAACUCAUGGACAGCAUUCGAGAAAUUGGACUUCAAGUACCUAUUGAUGUGCUCGAAGUUGAGGGAGUUUACUAUGGUUUCUCCGGUUGUCAUCGUUAUGAGGCUCACCAGCGCCUUGGGCUCCCAACAAUCCGUUGCAAAGUUCGACGUGGAACCAAAGAAACUCUCAGGCAUCAUCUUCGCUGAGUGGUAGUAUCUGCUUCUUAAAAGUGCAUACACAACUUUGAUGAUGUUAAUCAGACAGUAUAUGCACUUCUCAGCAUUCUGCAAGUGCAGUAUAUUCUCAACCUAUGUCAUUCUUGCUCGAGUUUGUAGAUUACCCUGUAAUCGAUAGUAAUAUACAGUUUUUUAUGAGUCUCGAAUAUAAUUAGAAUCAUACCUGCAAUGUUAUGUUUAAGUGAUCAUCAAAUCCAUGGCAGUGGAUGUAUAUAAGUUUAGUAGGUUAAGUAAAAUAGCUAGAGUUUUGUCCCUGGCAAGUACCAUUGAUCCAUGCUGUGAAAGGAAAAUUGGAUUACGCUUUGAAUGGCGGGAAACUGUUUGAACACUCCUCCCCCAGACUUUCUUGGGAGCCUUGAACUGAAAAUUCGGUGGCCCUCUUUGCCUUCUGCAUGCUGCUUUAUUCAUUGAACUUGAUUAAAUGUGUCCAUGGAUUGAUUGACAGUAGUCAGGAAUAGAGCAGAAGAUCUGCUAUCUAUUAUUUUUUUUUGCUCAA
Molecule: messenger RNA, 986 nt
Organism: Theobroma umbraticum
Lineage: Eukaryota; Viridiplantae; Streptophyta; Magnoliopsida; Malvales; Malvaceae
Gene: SRX
Product: sulfiredoxin
Biological process (GO): cellular response to oxidative stress
Cellular component (GO): cytoplasm
Molecular function (GO): sulfiredoxin activity
Source: RefSeq, a predicted model, not a curated record